AUGCGCAGCACUUGGUGCACCCAUCCGCCACGUCGAGGGGCUGUUCCGGGAAUUCAACCCAAGACCUCUCGCACCCUAAGCGAGAAUCAUACCACUAGACUAAACAGCCGACGAAUCCCGCAGGUGACCUUCCACAGCGCACCCCCACGCAACCUGCCCUGUCCUCCGCUAGUCACCUCCUCCGCUGCAUCGCACUACUUUCCGACACGCGCGGCCCACCUCUCCCCUGCAAACCACCUCCCAUGCGCUUCCUCCUCUUCACCUCCAAAACGGCGCUCCCUCCUCUCCGAACCCCCUCCCUCAGCCACAGCGACCGCCUCCCCAGCCGCUCCAACUGCAGCCCACCCACGAACCAAAGUGUCGUCGCCGCACCAAAAACGAGCAGCGGAAUGCACCGAACACAACCACGCCCUUGUCCUCGUGCUGCAAAUUUCCAUUCACGACUGGCCAAAUCACCACACACAACCCACCUCGGUUUGGAGGAGGUAG
Eimeria tenella is the source of this 489-nucleotide messenger RNA. RefSeq lists its product as uncharacterized. The transcript has a single exon. Lineage: Eukaryota; Apicomplexa; Conoidasida; Eucoccidiorida; Eimeriidae. Bases 1 to 489 code for a protein of 162 amino acids. The record is from RefSeq and is a predicted model, not a curated record.